This is a messenger RNA of Alternaria arborescens, 942 nucleotides long. RefSeq lists its product as hypothetical. The record is from RefSeq and is a predicted model, not a curated record. The coding region runs from base 1 to 942 and encodes 313 amino acids. Gene Ontology annotation, biological process: fungal-type cell wall biogenesis; transmembrane transport. NCBI's taxonomy places the organism in Eukaryota, Fungi, Ascomycota, Dothideomycetes, Pleosporales, Pleosporaceae. The transcript has a single exon.
AUGUAUAGACAAGGAUUCGCCCUUCGUUCCCUGGCAGUCUACCUGCUGCUGCUCCUCUUAGCAAGCCCUACAGCUGCAGACGAGGAUGAUAAAUGGGUAGUUGGUGUCGUCAAUGGCAAGAAAUGGAAGGUCAGAGAUGACCGGCAGCCAUCUCUCUAUACUGACGAUUAUGGCGACUGCCUAGGCGAGAGCGCCAUCAACGUCACCCGAUUUGAUGCCGCUUACUACAAGGACAACAUGACCAUCAUCUUCCACUUGGAAGGUGAGACUGGGCUCCGAAGAGAGGACAUAAUGAUGAACAUUGGUGUUUACGCGUAUGGAGAGAGUCGCUUUGAUCUUACCUUCGACCCUUGCAACGCCAACAUCAACAGCGCCUGUUCCGUUAGAGCCGGCGUUCAUAUCGAGGCGGCAGGUAUCAUACCGAUCAACCAGAACGACACCGCUGGAAUCCCAGAAAUUGCACUCAGCAUCCCCGACUUUGAAGGCCAAGCCAUCCUUCGCCUGUUUUCCAACUCGACGCAGAAUGAGAUUGGCUGUUUCGCUGCGCAGAUCACCGACGGCUACACGUUCCAGCAGAAGAGCGCUGCAAGCUCAACGCUAGGAGUCUUCACUCUUCUAGCCAUCCUCUCUUCGUUCGCCACGGCUGCCUAUGGAUCCGAUAUCGCCGAUAUGCGCAAGCAUCACGCACAUUCACCGUCGGUUUCAGUCGUCUUUGCUGUUUGGCAUCACAUCUUCUACAGCGGCGCGCUCUCGAUGAAUUGGCCGAGUGUCCUCGUGGGCUUCUGGAGCAACUAUGCUUGGGCUGGAGGUAUGCUAUACACUGAGCCAAUGCAGAACAUGAUCAAUGGCUUCAUCGGCUCGAACAAAGGAAACACAUCGCAAGUUGGUGCUAGGGGCUCACAUACUCCCAUGUCGAAACGAACUAUCAAGGUCAGGAUAUAG